Molecule: messenger RNA, 1602 nt
Organism: Elaeis guineensis (African oil palm)
Lineage: Eukaryota; Viridiplantae; Streptophyta; Magnoliopsida; Arecales; Arecaceae
Source: RefSeq, a predicted model, not a curated record
AUUCGGCCGCUAUAAAUGAGCGCUUCCCCUUCACAAUCCUCCGCCUUCGAAGGACGAAACGGUCUCCGGUCUAUCUCCAUCAUCCCUCUCUCCCCACCACCCAUCGACCCUCCCCCCGUCCCACGAUGGACCUACGCCGGAGACUUCCUCCGAAGCCGCCUCGCCCCUCGCCAGCGGUGGGGAAGCCCGCCACCCCUCCCCCCUGCGUCCGCUGCCCCUCCCGGCGGCGCCGCCUUCCAGGCGUCCGACGCACUUCCCCUCCCCAUCCGCUAUACCAACCUGCUCUUCUCCGCCCUCUUCAUGGUCUCCAUCUACUUCCUCAUGUGCCGGUGGCGCGAGAAGAUCCGCUCCACCGCGCUCCACGUCCUCACUCUCUCUGAGCUCUCGGCCAUCGUCGGCCUCGUCGCCUCCCUCAUCUACCUCAUCUCCUUCUUCGGCAUCGCCUACGUCCAGUCCUUCAUCUCCUCCCAUGACGACGACGACGGCGACGACUUCCUGCUCGCCGCCCCUGCUCCUGCUCCCGCUCCCGCCGCCCCUUGCUCCCUCCUCUCCACCGGCGACGCCCCGGAGAAAAUGCAGGUCCUUUCUAAUGACGACGACGAGGAGAUCGUCCGCGCCGUGAUCGCCGGUAAGGUGCCAUCCUACUCCCUGGAAUCGAAGCUCGGGGACUGCCGGAGGGCCGCCGGGAUCCGUCGGGAGGCGCUGAGGCGGACCACUGGGAGGGCCAUGGACGGGCUUCCUCUCGACGGAUUCGACUACGCGUCGAUCCUGGGGCAGUGCUGUGAGAUGCCGGUUGGGUACGUUCAGCUGCCGGUGGGGGUCGCCGGCCCACUGCUGCUCGACGGGAGGGAGUACUUCUUGCCCAUGGCCACCACCGAGGGGUGCCUGGUGGCGAGCACCAACCGGGGAUGCAAAGCCAUCGCGGAGUCUGGAGGGGGGUCGAGCUUGGUGCUGAGGGAUGCGAUGACGAGAGCGCCGGCCGUGAGAUUUGCGACUGCCAGAAGGGCCGCCGAGCUCAAGUUCUUCUUAGAAGAUCCCGACAAUUUCGAAAUGCUUGCCGUUGUGUUCAAUAGGUCCAGCAGAUUUGCUAGGCUCCAAGGAAUCCAAUGCUCGCUUGCGGGAAAGAAUCUCUACAUGAGAUUCAGCAGCAGCACUGGAGAUGCGAUGGGGAUGAACAUGGUCUCCAAAGGCGUGCAAAAUGUGCUGGACUAUCUGCAAAAUGAUUUCCCAGACAUGGACGUGAUCAGUAUCUCUGGUAAUUUCUGUUCAGACAAGAAGCCAGCUGCUGUAAAUUGGAUUGAGGGGAGAGGCAAAUCAGUUGUUUGUGAGGCAACCAUCAAAGAGGAGGUUGUGAAGAAGGUACUCAAGACCACCGUACCAGCGCUUGUGGAGCUCAACAUGCUUAAGAACCUUGCUGGGUCAGCUGUGGCUGGGGCCAUGGGGGGGUUCAAUGCUCAUGCCAGCAACAUCGUGACUGCCAUCUUCAUUGCCACUGGCCAAGAUCCAGCACAGAAUGUUGAGAGCUCACACUGCAUCACCAUGAUGGAGGCUGUGAAUGAUGGGAAGGAUCUCCACAUCUCUGUGACUAUGCCAUCCAUUGAG